Bicyclus anynana (squinting bush brown) is the source of this 1225-nucleotide messenger RNA. RefSeq names its product aldo-keto reductase AKR2E4-like. Bases 132 to 1136 code for a protein of 334 amino acids. Lineage: Eukaryota; Metazoa; Arthropoda; Insecta; Lepidoptera; Nymphalidae. The record is from RefSeq and is a predicted model, not a curated record. The transcript is spliced from 7 exons. Gene Ontology annotation, molecular function: oxidoreductase activity.
AUAAGUGUUUAAUUAUCAAAUAUUGAUCGAGAAUUUAAAUUUAAUUAAAAAAUAUACCGAUUUUCAAACAACUACUUAAAACUGUGGAUAGUAUUUCAUAUUCAUUGUUAUUUUCGAUAAUAACAUUUAAAAUGUGGACUGUAAUACUUAUUAUCUCACUGUUAAAAGUCAUAGAUGCGGCUAAUGGGCUUGAUGCUUUUCAUCAGAAAUAUAAGUUAUUGAAUGAUGGUAACGUAAUACCUGCUUUAGCCUUUGGUACAUGGGCAAAUACAAGUGAUUUACAUAAAGUAAUUCCAUCUGUAAUAUAUGCAAUAGAAGUCGGAUACAGAAAUCUGGAUACUGCUCAUCUAUAUGGGAAUGAGCACUUAAUUGGAGAAGCUCUAUCCAUUGUUUUUGAAAGAGGCUUAGUUCGGAGGGAAGAUAUCUUUAUAACAACAAAGUUGGACGUCUCUGUACCAAGCCGAGAAAUGGUGAUACCAUCACUUCAGAAGAAUUUAUGGAGAUUGAAGCUGGAUUACGUGGAUCUUUUCCUCAUCCACACACCGUACAAUACGUUUAAUUACCCAAAUUACGACAUCCUGGACAUUUGGAGAGGUAUGGAGGACGCCAAAAAGCUUGGCUUGACGAAGUCCAUCGGUAUCUCUAAUUUCAACAGCACUCACGUCAACAGAAUACUAAAAUAUGGAAAAAUAAGACCAGCUGUCAAUGAAAUAGAGGUAAAUCCUACUAGAACACAGCUGGAUUUAGUAGCAUAUACCCAAAGUCAGGGUAUUACUGUAAUGUCAUAUGCGCCUUUCGGAUACCUUGUACCACGCAUGUCAAAUGAAUUUGUGCCGCCAACUUUUGGAGAUCCUACCCUGGUGAAGAUAGCCAGGAAAUACGGAAAAGAUACUAGCCAAGUAGUUCUACGUUAUUUGAUGGAUAGAGAUACAAUACCCAUACCAAGAUCACAUAACCCAUUACAUAUAUCGACGAACGCGGAUCUAUUCGACUUUAGUAUUACCCAAGAAGAAGUAUACGCUAUAAAUGAGUUUAACAAAAAUCUACCAGCUUAUGGAAGUGGCGAAGGAUUUACCAGGCUGAUUCGCCAAGCAUACAAUGCUUUAUUGCAGACUAUGGCUUUGCUGUACAAAUAAGUACAAUGUUUACAAAUAAUUCUAACGAACUGACUUCAAAAAAGAUGAGGUCCUUAACCAUAUAUUUUUGAAGUCGAUUAAGACAUGAA